AUGACGAAGAGAAGCUCAGAGGAGACAGCAAUAUCAUCAUUGCCACACUGCUGCUACAAGCGUUGCGAGGCGAGGAUGCUCGCAACAACAAGCUUCACUGGCGUAUCGCCACGCGGCCCCGCGCGCGUUGGAGGUGGCCCCGUGGCGCGUUGUUGUGGGAGCCGCGUAGAAACAAUGCGCAGACAGGGCCCUUGCGAGCGAUGCCGCUCGCCGAAAAAACGGGACGAGAUAAGUGAGAAGCGAGACGGGCGCUCGACGGCGCCCGAACUCCCCGACCCUGGGCCAGUGGACGCCGUGCUUCACGCCGUCGUCCCCGUGUCCGCACGCAGGCGCGCACAGCGCGGGCCGCUGCGCGGCGACCUGUAG
This is a messenger RNA of Prorocentrum cordatum, 366 nucleotides long. NCBI's taxonomy places the organism in Eukaryota, Dinophyceae, Prorocentrales, Prorocentraceae. The record is from the annotation of a GenBank genome assembly.